This is a messenger RNA of Oikopleura dioica, 2550 nucleotides long. NCBI's taxonomy places the organism in Eukaryota, Metazoa, Chordata, Appendicularia, Copelata, Oikopleuridae. The record is from the annotation of a GenBank genome assembly.
AUGAACUUUCUUUUUCUGAUAUUUUUGCAUCGAACCUUUUCGAAACCAAAUGAGGAGCAAGAAACCAAAACUCGCCAAGUUAUCUGCCAUUACGAUGAGCCCUGCAAUGAUGCUUGUACUGCUGAUGUCUGCGAGUACUUCUGGAACAUUGAGUAUCGACUAACUAACACCUGGCGAACGCGAGAUUACGGGCAGCGAACAAAUGUAGCAAAGGGUUCUCUUCGUGAUUUCUCGGUGACUUGGAACCACACACGCCAUAACCUAGACAUUGUCCAGAUCGGGCUUACCGCCAAUACUCCAUUUCUUGUCGAUCAAAAAGGUAACACCCUCAACCCCCUGAACGAGCUAGAGAACCUUUUCUUCACCGACGGCCAGGAAGAACGCCGAGUUAUUACAACAAACGGUCAUUUUCCCGGUCCGAGUGUUAUCGUAAAUAAGGGGGCGAAGGUCAUUAUCCAUGUAAAAAGCGCACUUCAUGAUCAGGCAUUUACCCUCCACUGGCAUGGGCAACAUAUGAUGAACAACUACUGGAUGGAUGGAGGAGCGAUGUUCUCUCAGUGCCCAGUAAACAGUUUCAAUGAGUUUACAUACGUCAUCGAGGCUGAAAACACUGGAACGCACUGGUAUCACUCGCACAAAGGACUGCAGCGGGCAGAUGGACUUCAUGGAGCAUUCAUCGUCCUUGAAGAAGAAGAACAAAAAGACCACGCGAACAAAAUUCCAUUUGUUAUGACCGACUGGUAUCGAGAUGAUUCUGACUUUCUCGCUGCUGCGGAUCCCUACCGUUAUGGCUUCUCUGGUGGAGAUCGCUUUACUGGAACUGGAGCGCGAACAUGCACCACUCCGGAGAAGGGUUUUCUCAACGGGGCAAAAGUGAGCAGCUACUGCGUCGAUUCAAUUUUGGUCAACGGCCAUGGGCAAUUCCGACAUAAAAAUGAUUCGUCAGAGUUUUCUAUCGGCGAGCAGUUUGUCCUUCCUUACGAAACAGAAACUGUCGAGUUGAAAGCAAUCCACGCCGGCUUCGAAGUUCCAAUUCUAGUUCGACGAGCUGAUAGUUUGCCUAUUUAUGCGACUGGAACUGAUGGUAGAAGAAUCAAGUCAACAGCUGGACAUGGACUGAUCUUCGGAGUUGGUGAGACGUGGAAUAUUGAAAGCGAAUUAAACGGACUUGACGAGAUUGAGUUCAUUGCUGAAAUCAUGGUCGAAGGAUACGGACAUGUGGUUGACCCGGACUACCAGCUUAGCCCUCGACCUUUUGUAAGAGUCUCUGUUAAGCGAUCUUCAGCCCCGUUUCGCGGAGAACGCAUCCGGAAUCUCGUCGCUCUUGAGCCCUGGAAAGACAUGCCACCUCCUCUAAGACCUCACGAAGGCAGGGAUGUUACAGAAUUUAUGGACUAUGACGGAAAUUUGGAUCAUCCUAGUUUCACUUAUCUCAACUGUCCGCUGGCCAACUACCGUGGCUUCAAUUGCGUUGGAAUAAUGGAUUUUCUUCGAGAUGAAAGCAUCGAAGCAGAUGCUUAUCAGUACGAUCCAGCAGAGAUUCAUGAAGAGCCAGAUCAAGUCAUUGAAUUGAAUUUGAAUCUUGCUCGAGGAUCGUCAAUCAACGGGAUCAAAUUCGCCUAUCCAUACCGACCCUUUUUCGAUGGAAUCAAGGACGAGUAUAUAACGCCUUGCACUGAAGAAAUUCUAGGAGAUGAGGGGAACAGAACUUGUACGCAAAUUUUCACAGUCCAAAAAGACGAGCUUGUUGAGAUACGAAUAUCCGCUGCUCAUGAAAUCACAAACGAAAACUCCCCGUACGAGUGGACUUAUCACGCGCUUCAUUUGCACGGCUACGAGUUUUUUGUCCAGGAACUUGGAUUUCCGAGACUUGAUGAACAUAGAAAAAUUAUUGGACUUGAUGAUGCGUUGACAUGUAUUGGUGGAAGCCGCUGUCCAAGAGUAGAAUACAGAGAAGACAUUUUGAAGACUCGAAGAUUGCGAAGUAAGAACACCGUCGCGAAGAAUACGAUUCUAGUCCCGGCAAUGGGCUACGCGAUUGUCCGCUUCCGGGCGACUAAUCCUGGAAUCUGGCCUAUGCACUGUCAUCAACUUUUCCACAAUGCCCAAGGAAUGGCCGUUGCAUUGAAUGUUGAAGACAAGGAAGAGAACAAGCCCUAUUCUUAUUUGCCGAAAGAUUUUCCGACCUGUGCAGAUUAUGAUCCAACUACUUUGAAGAAAAACUCUUUAAAAAAGACAUGGUUCAAACGCUUCCUUGCAAUCAUCACUCAUCAUAUAUUCUACUCCUCCUCCAUUUCUUUGGUGCUACUAUCUGCUCUUGUCUUUGUCAUAAAAAGCGUUAUAUUGCCGAAGAUUAAAAAUCGUCAUCAAUACAAACCCGUAAAAGAAGAAGACAACGAAGAUCAACCACUUAUUGAACAUGAUGAUUUGCAACACGCGCUUGAUUGUCCACACUACACUCCAGCAAACGAAAACGACAACGAUGAAGAGGAUGCUUGUGAGCAUAACAACAUCGCGAGCGUCUUCGGCACCGAACAAUGGAACGACUAG